Messenger RNA from Euleptes europaea (tarantolino), 1128 nucleotides. It is a transcript of the gene ADAP1, whose product is annotated as ArfGAP with dual PH domains 1. The coding region runs from base 1 to 1128 and encodes 375 amino acids. NCBI's taxonomy places the organism in Eukaryota, Metazoa, Chordata, Lepidosauria, Squamata, Sphaerodactylidae. The transcript has 11 exons. The record is from RefSeq and is a predicted model, not a curated record. Gene Ontology annotation, cellular component: plasma membrane; intracellular membrane-bounded organelle. Gene Ontology annotation, biological process: positive regulation of GTPase activity. Gene Ontology annotation, molecular function: GTPase activator activity; phosphatidylinositol bisphosphate binding.
AUGGCGAAAGAGAAGGGCAAGAAGGCUUUGCUGGAAUUGCUCCGGAAGGAGGGCAACGAGGCGUGUGCAGACUGCGAGGCUCCAGAUCCAGAUUGGGCAUCUCAGACGUUGGGCGUAUUUAUCUGCUUAAAUUGCUCGGGCAUCCACCGCAACAUCCCCCAAGUCAGCAAGGUGAAAUCCGUCCGUUUGGAUGAAUGGGACAAUGCUCAAGUUGAGUUUAUGGCUUCCACUGGAAACAAUGCUGCGAAAGCAAAAUACGAAGCCGAAAUCCCACCGUUUUAUUACAAGCCAACUUCUUCGGACUGUCAGCUGCUACGAGAACAGUGGAUCCAAGCCAAGUAUGAAAGAAAAGAAUUCAUUUACAUUGAGAAGCAAGAGCCUUACUCUGCAGGGUAUCGGGAAGGAUUUCUUUGGAAGCGAGGCCGGGACAACGGGCAGUUCUUGAGCCGGAAGUUCGUGCUGUCUGAACGAGAGGGAGCCCUGAAGUAUUUCAACAAAAAUGAUGCCAAGGAGCCGAAAGCAAUUAUGAAGAUUGAGCACUUGAAUGCCACUUUCCAGCCGGCGAAAAUUGGGAACCCACACGGACUGCAGAUCACGUACCUGAAAGACAACAGCACGAGGAACAUCUUUGUUUACCACGAAGAUGGCAAGGAAAUGGUGGACUGGUUCAACGCCAUCCGCGCCGCUCGAUUCCACUACUUGCAAGUGGCGUUCCCGGGAGCCAGCAACGUUGACCUGGUGCCAAAACUGUCAAGGAACUACCUGAAGGAGGGUUACAUGGAGAAAACGGGGCCCAAGCAAACGGAAGGUUUCAAGAAGCGCUGGUUUACCAUGGACGAUCGAAGAUUAAUGUAUUUCAAAGAUCCUUUGGAUGCCUUUGCCAGGGGGGAGGUCUUUAUCGGCAGCAAGGAGAACAGCUACAAGGUCUUGGAAGGACUCCCGCCGUCCAUCCAGGGAAAUCACUGGCAACACGGAAUCACCAUCGUGACCCCGGACAGGAAGUUCCUUUUUGCCUGCGAGACAGAAAGCGAUCAGUUGGAGUGGAUUGCUGCUUUCCAGAAAGUGAUCAGCCGGCCCAUGCUGCCACAAGAAUAUGCAGUGGAAGCCCAUUUCAAGCACAAACCGUAA